AUGGGCACCUUCAUAGAUACUAGAGACAUAGACAUGGGUUUUUACCCUGUUGUCUACAAUUCUGCUGGGAAGCUUGUUGAACUUAUGGUGCUCUUGAGUGUGAAGACCUCGAGUGAUGAUAAAUGGGACGAUGACGAAGGCCUCAAGUGCCAUGAGGGCCAUGAAUCCGGGGAAAAUAGUGUAGGGGGUGCCGUCGAUGGUAACAGGUCGGCUGGUACAGAUGACGUGGCAGAGGGUGGUCUCAGUCGUCCAGUCGGUGCGCAAGACUUCUUGGGAAAAGAGUUUGCAACGAAGGAGGAUGCUUAUGUUGCCUACAAGGAGUUCGCUAAAUUAAGGGGUUUUGGAGUUCGAAAAGGAGAUGUAGCUCGUGUGAAUGGGGUGUUGAUUAGGAGAGACUUUUUCUGCCAUCGACAAGGUACAAGACAUCCUAAGCACUAUGACCGUCCUGAGCGAGUAAGGGAGGAGAGGUUGGAGAGUCGCACGAACUGUAAGGCAAAGUUGAAGAUUUACUAUGAUAUGUAA
Arachis ipaensis is the source of this 522-nucleotide messenger RNA. The record is from RefSeq and is a predicted model, not a curated record. Lineage: Eukaryota; Viridiplantae; Streptophyta; Magnoliopsida; Fabales; Fabaceae.